AUGAGCAGGCCUAGAUACUUGACCGACGCGGAGAGAGCCAAAGUGCUCGAGUUCCUGGACAUGAUCCAUUAUAGUCCCAGAUACAGCGACGAUUCCAACGAAUAUCGACAUGUAAUGUUGCCAAAAGACAUGUUGAAAGUGAUUCCACAGGACUAUUUUAACCCAGAAACAGGAACAUUGAGAAUCUUAUUGGAAGAGGAAUGGCGAGGUUUGGGUAUCACUCAAUCCUUAGGGUGGAUGCACUAUGAAACACACGCGCCAGAACCUCAUAUACUACUUUUCAAGAGACCCAUCAACUACGAUAGUUAA
Candidozyma haemuli is the source of this 309-nucleotide messenger RNA. It is a transcript of the gene CKS1, whose product is annotated as cyclin-dependent protein kinase regulatory subunit. The transcript has a single exon. Gene Ontology annotation, biological process: regulation of mitotic cell cycle. Gene Ontology annotation, molecular function: histone binding; cyclin-dependent protein serine/threonine kinase activator activity; ubiquitin binding. NCBI's taxonomy places the organism in Eukaryota, Fungi, Ascomycota, Pichiomycetes, Serinales, Metschnikowiaceae. The record is from RefSeq and is a predicted model, not a curated record. Bases 1 to 309 code for a protein of 102 amino acids. Gene Ontology annotation, cellular component: SCF ubiquitin ligase complex; cyclin-dependent protein kinase holoenzyme complex.